AUGAUGACAGCAGAACGGAAGAGUGUAUAUGACAGCAUAAUGCAAUCGGUGUUGUUUGAUAGUGGCAGAUUUUACUUUUUGUAUGGAUAUGGAGGAACUGGCAAAACUUUUGUCUGGAAUACAUUAUCUGCAGCCAUCCGUUCAAUGGGUAUGAUUGUUCUGAAUGUUGCUUCAAGUGAUAUUGCUUCUUUGUUGUUGCCGGGUGGUAGAACAACACAUUCCACAUUUUGCAUUCCAUUGCAAACCGAUGAAACAGCUACUUGCAACAUCAAACAAGAUAGUUUAAGGGCAAAUUUACUGAUCUGUGCCAAAUUCAUCAUCUGGGAUGAAGCUCCUAUGUUAAAUAAGAAUUGUUUUGAGGCACUUGGUAGAACUUUGCGCGAUAUCAUGAGACAGGAAGAUGAAAGAAACAUGGACAAACCAUUUGGCGGUAAGGUUGUAGUUCUUGGUGGUGACUUCAGACAAAUUCUUCCAGUUAUUCCAAAAGGUGGAAGGCAAGACAUUGUAUCUGCUACAGUAAAUUCUUCUGAUCUUUGGAAAUACUGUAAUACAACAGAGUACUUAAGCUCAGAUAACACUUGCAAAUCUGACGAGGACACUGAACUGCAAUCAGAGUGGUUUACUACAGAAUUCUUAAAUGAUAUUACAUGCUCAGGAAUACCAAAUCAAAAAAUUAUAUUGAAGGAAGGUGCUCCGAUAAUGCUAUUGAGAAAUAUAGAUCAAGCAGCCAGUUUAUGCAUUGGAACGCGGCUAAUAGUGGCUGAUCUUGGAACAAAUGUUAUAAAGGCCACUGUAAUAACAUGA
Lotus japonicus is the source of this 804-nucleotide messenger RNA. RefSeq lists its product as uncharacterized. Gene Ontology annotation, molecular function: DNA helicase activity. The transcript is spliced from 2 exons. Gene Ontology annotation, biological process: DNA repair; telomere maintenance. NCBI's taxonomy places the organism in Eukaryota, Viridiplantae, Streptophyta, Magnoliopsida, Fabales, Fabaceae. The coding region runs from base 1 to 804 and encodes 267 amino acids. The record is from RefSeq and is a predicted model, not a curated record.